AUGGCCGACACAAUCGAACAGCUCAAGGACAAGCUCCAAGCCCUCGAGGCCGACUCCGGCGGCAACAAGGACCGCAAGAAGUUGGAAGUAGCGCUGGAGCUCUGUGCAGCGCUCGCGGCGCUCGACAUGAAGCGCGGCGUCGUGCAGUACGCCGAUUUGGCCAUCGACCUGGACGGCGACUGCGUCCCGGCUCAUUGUUUUCGAGCUGAAGCAUUACAAGCCAUGGCCCAGCAGCGGCCUUCAUCUAAAGCCGCAUCAAAGGCGGCGAAGGCCUGCGCCAGGGGCCUCGCGGCCUGCGACCGCUGCGUCGCGCUCGAGGGGCUCUCGGGCUACCGAGCCCGGCUCGAGAGUAUGCGGAGCGCCCUGCCGCCGCCGCCUCCCAAAAAGGCGUCGACGAAGUCCAGCGCACGACCGCCACAGAAGCUCGACAACGCCGUCGUGGACCUGUCGGAAGAGAGGCCUAGAAAAGUCGCGGUGACGACGACCGACGUGCGGAGUGCCGGCGGCGCGCCCCUGAGGCAGUCGGACUGGAACAAGAAGGACACGUGGGAGGAGCGCGACGUGACGGCCUGGGCCGUGGAACGCUUCGCGGAGCUGCUGAAGGAGGCGACCACGAGGGUCGGCCCGGAUCUGCACGUGCGCUUCUGGGAUUUGAGGCGGGUCAAGGGCGACGCGCAAGUUGUGGUGUUCCAGCGCAAGGUCAAGUUCCUCUUCGACUUUUCGUGUGCCGAGCUCGAAUGGGUCGCCGAGGAUGAGGAAGGCAGUGCGCUCUUCAAGGGCAAGGCGACGCUGCGGGACUGCGCGUCCGGGUGUGGUGCAGACGAUUUGGAGCUGACUACAACGUUUUCUCCGAAGACUGAGCCGCACGAGGCGGUCCGCGCGUUCCUGAAGAAGGACGCGUGUCGAGCGGUGGCGGCGGUGGCGUCCCAAUUCGAGGCCGAGUUUGUGGCAUUAACUGGAGAUGGCGUCGGGCUCGCCGUCCAGUUCCCCAAGUCGAAGCGAGUGCUGACGCCCGAGGCGGAGGCCGACGAGCGCCGCGUCGCGGCUGAGGAGUACGAGCGCCAGGUUGGCCAACAGCGGCUCAAGAGCGAUCUGCAACGGCGGAACCCGAACCUUAAGGUGGAGUUUUGA
Molecule: messenger RNA, 1131 nt
Organism: Pelagomonas calceolata
Lineage: Eukaryota; Pelagophyceae; Pelagomonadales; Pelagomonadaceae
Source: the annotation of a GenBank genome assembly